CCCUGGCAGCCACAGAUUGGUAGUGUGAAAGAGAAGCUGUGUUUUACUGAACCCAACAUUACUGAGGACAACUUCAACUCCUUUGUAAGAAACAGUAAGAUCCUGAAGAAGAUGAAGCAUCCAGUGGUUUCCUCACAGUCUGGGAACAGCAGCAAUGACUCUGGACCUUGCCUCGGGGAGAACCAGCACGUGGCCAUUCCCGUCUUCCUGUGCCUUGUCUUCUUCGUGGGUUUCCUCCUCAACACCUUCAGCCUCUGGGUCUUUUGCUGCCGGCUGCCCUGUUGGACUUCUGGAACUAUGUUGCAGUUCCACCUGGCUCUCAGCGACGCCAUCGCUACCCCGGUCACUCCCAUGAUGGCGGUAUACUUCGCCAUGGGCAACGACUGGCCCUUUGGUCGGUUCCUGUGCCAGGUCAAGAUCUCUCUGCUUAGUUCACAUUUCUACGGCAGCACCAUAUUCCUCACUCUCAUCAGCAUCCAUCGGUACACAGCUGUGGUGCACUUCAACAAAAGCUCCUUCAUGAAACGGAAGGACUUUAUUAGGAAGCUGUGUGCAGGGGUUUGGUCUGUGCUGCUGAUCCAGGCUGUAAUCUACGCUUUCAUGCUUCCUCCCGGUAAAGUGGGUGAUAACAGUCAAUGCCUCUCCAUCCAUCAGAGGAACCUGACAGACAUUUACUUUGUCAUUAACUUCAUCCUGUUCAUCUUUGGGUUCCUACUUCCUUUCCUUGUGUCUGCUGUUUGCUACAGCCGUCUGGCGAACACCUUAACUCGCCUAAACAUCAGCACAGCUAAAGGUCUGAAAGUCAAGAUGAAAUCUCAGCGGAUGAUAGGCAUGUGUCUGGUGAUAUUUGGGCUGUGCUUCCUGCCUCUGAACGUAGUGCGAACUGUGGGGGUGGUACUAAAAAAAUACUACCCUAAGGAAUGCGAAGUUCUCCAGCAGAUCGAGACGGCGUACUAUGCAUCUUGGAUUUUUGCAGGAGUGAACAGCUGCUUGGAUCCGCUGUUGUACUGUUUCGGUUCGCAGAAUUUUCGAGAUGCUUUCCAGUCUUUCAGGAUUGGGCAGAAGACAGAGGUUCCAAACAGAAGUGAUUCAGAAAUGACUGCAAAUCAGGUGUGAGGGAUAUUAGAGACCCAGGAUUCAGUGUUGGUCUAAACAGGUUUAGAUCAAGUGACAGUAAACCAUCCCUUAAAAACUAUACAAACUAAGCUGGUGAGGCAAAAAGUCAAAUUAUUCCUUUAAGACUCAAACCAGCUAAUAAAAACAAUGGUUCUUAAUAUUUGGGUUCUGCCAAAUUUGAUACCCCCAUUUCCUGUCCAUCGUACAUGACGUGCAGGGCUGAUUGUUACAGCCAGAGAAAAGGAGAUUUCUUAAUAAAUUACACUUGACAAUGAUUAAACCUUUGUACCACAAAACAUCCUGAACUUUUCAGGUUGUGGUUGUGUAAGAACUGUUUUCCUUUCCUGUUUUCCUAAAUUCUACUGUUUGCUUAUAGCAUUAAACAAUUAUUGCCAUCAUUUUACUUGAAAUACCUGCAGACUGAAGCGUCAUUGAACUGUCUAAAAUGCUAAUUAAAUAAAAUGUUUGAAUUCCACUUGUCUCUUUUUCCAAGAUCAAUCUCCAGCAUGUUUAAGGUUUCAUUCAUUUCCCUGUGUACAUAUCACUUCCAUGAUAAAACUGUAAAAGUUAAAAAAAAAU
Molecule: messenger RNA, 1695 nt
Organism: Toxotes jaculatrix (banded archerfish)
Lineage: Eukaryota; Metazoa; Chordata; Actinopteri; Toxotidae
Product: P2Y purinoceptor 4
Exons: 2
Coding region: 112-1116 (334 amino acids)
Biological process (GO): G protein-coupled receptor signaling pathway
Cellular component (GO): plasma membrane
Molecular function (GO): G protein-coupled receptor activity
Source: RefSeq, a predicted model, not a curated record